Molecule: messenger RNA, 906 nt
Organism: Ogataea polymorpha
Lineage: Eukaryota; Fungi; Ascomycota; Pichiomycetes; Pichiales; Pichiaceae
Exons: 2
Biological process (GO): iron ion transmembrane transport
Cellular component (GO): high-affinity iron permease complex; fungal-type vacuole membrane; plasma membrane
Molecular function (GO): ferrous iron transmembrane transporter activity
Source: RefSeq, a predicted model, not a curated record
GUGUAUCGGGGCUUGGUGCUUCAAGUUUGGGUUGGUGCACUUUCCGGCCUGGCUAUUUGCCUUUGUCUCGGUGCCAUUUUCAUUGCUGUUUUCUACCUUGUGGGAAGCGACCUCUGGUCUGUUGCCGAACGGGUUUGGGAAGGAGUCUUUAGUAUCGUCAGUGCGCUCAUCAUUGCCGUGAUGGGAAUGGCUCUUUUGCGGAUAAACCAACUACAGUCCAAAUGGAAAUGGAAGCUUGGUGCUGCCCUGAAUGAAAAUGAGGAGGAAAUGCUCCACGACUUUCAAGAUGAACCUAUAAAAUUCACCCGAAAGUACGCUUUGGGGAUACUGCCGUUUGUGACUACACUACGCGAAGGUUUGGAGGCUGUCGUGUUUGUGGGAGGAAUCGGUGUCAACCAACCAAUAUCUUCUUUUCCACUAGCCAUCGUUACCGGCGCCCUCGCCGGCACAGGAAUCGGUGUCGCCUUAUACAAAGGAGGUAACAAGAUGUCUUUGCAGUUUUUCCUUGUGGUUGCGACAUGUUUCCUGUACCUUGUCGCUGCAGGCCUGAUGUCGAGAGGUGUUUGGUUCUUGGAGCUCGAACGAUUUGUCCAGAAAUGUGGCCAGGACACCUCUGAAACCGGUAGCGGGCCGGGAUCUUAUGAUAUCACCAACUCUGUGUGGCACGUGAACUGCUGCAAUGGACUCACGGACGGUGGGUGGAUGCUAUUCAACGCGCUUCUUGGUUGGACAAAUUCUGCCACUUACGGAUCGGUUGCGUCGUAUAUUUUAUUCUGGUGCUUCGUCAUCGGCCUGAUAAAGAGCAGAGAGGUGAUCACUACAAACGGUUACUUACCAGGAAUACCAUUGCGUUUCCAGCUAAAGAGACUCAAGAAGAGAAUCGCAAUAAAUCGGAUAUUGUUGGAG